Molecule: messenger RNA, 6906 nt
Organism: Owenia fusiformis
Lineage: Eukaryota; Metazoa; Annelida; Polychaeta; Sabellida; Oweniidae
Source: the annotation of a GenBank genome assembly
UUGAUCAAUCUGUUCCCGAUGAUAUUAUUGAAACAGAAGAUACUGCUCUUGUAAAGGAAGAGCCCCUUGAUGUAAUUGAAACCAGCAUUGAAAAGUCUAUUCCCGAUGAUAUGAUUGAAACAGAAGAUACUACUCCUAUAAGGGAAGAGCCACUUGAUGUCAUUGAAGCUACCAAGAUUGACAAGAUUGAGCCUGAAUCUGUUGCUCCUCAAAUUGAUGAUCAAUCAAUGAAAUCCCAGCCACUUACAUUAGAAACCUUCCUCGGUAUUGAUACAACAGAUGUGUCAUCACCUGAAAAAACAGAAAUAAUAGAUGUUGAACCAAUUGAGCAAGAACCUGUGAAGUACGAUCCAACAUUUAGUACAAAAUCUUUCCUUCAAGAUAAACCAGACAGUGAUCAGUAUGGUGAUGCAAUAUUUAGGGUAGUUGAACUGGAACCAACCAGCUCACCUGAGCAAGAGGGUUAUCAAGUUAUAUCAGGUGACCCUGAAACUGAUACUGAUGUCUAUAACAGGGAGGAUGUAAUCACAAGGGUAUAUGAGAAAGAUAAGGAUGAACUAGAAACUAUGGUUGAAGAGCCAGAACCAUCUGAAGCUGAACAGGCUGAGUGUGAAUCUGCUAGUGCUGCACUUGUUCCUGAACAGGAGUCUUCCGAUGUAAGUGCAACGAUUACAACCACUGACAUUGCAGAUCCCUUUUCAAGUACAAGUGUACCAAAAAUUGAUUCUUGUGAUGAACCAAGCUCAGCUGAACCAACACCUGGUUAUCAAAAUAGAAUUGAGUUCAUGACAUUUGACAAUAUGGCAUUUGAGGGAAGAGAUACAAUAGAUGAAGAGGAUUCACCCAAAGACCUAGAACCUGAUGCUGUUAAAUUUGACUAUGCAGGAAAAGAACAGCAAAUUCAUGAAACUGUUGAAAAAGAAUUGAAAAGUAGUAUUUUCAGUGCAGAACUUCAACAGUCUAUAGACCAGUUAUCACCAGACAAGAAAUCUUUCUUUUUUGAUCAAACCAUUGAAGAAGAUUCCCAAUAUACUGCAACGAAAACUGAAACUACAACUUCAGAGAGAGAGGAUGCUCUCCAAGAGUCUUCUACAUUUGAGACACAUUCAAAAACUGUAAUAGAAGCAGUCACUAGGUCAGAAACUAUAGAGGUGGAAUCUAUUAUGACAAGAACUGAAAUUGGAUUUGAGCCAAUUGAUAGUGUACCAGAACAACCAGUUAGAGUUGAUAUUGAUUGUGAUGCCAUGUUGAUGAGUCAAGAUCAGCCAUAUGUUGAGCAAGAAUAUGAACAAAAGGAACCUGUUGUUGUACAUGGAGAUUUUAAGGCUCAUGAGCAUGCUGAUGAAGUAGAAGAGCAAUUAGAAAUUGAGGAAACAUCAGUUCAAGUCCCUGUGUAUGAUAAGCAAGAAUAUGAGGAGCCAGAAACUGCUGUUGAAGAUGAAGAUGCUAAAGUCAAAGAGAUACACCAUGACAAUAAAGUAAAGGAUCAAUUAGAAAUUGAAGAAUCUUCAAUUCAAGUCCCUGUAUAUGAUAAGCAAAUGUAUGAAGAAUCAGAACCUGUCAUUAAAAUUGAAGAUGCUAAGGAUAAAGAUAUAAAAUUUGAUGAUAGAAUUGAAGACCAAUUAGUAGGUGAGCAAUCCUCCGAUGAAAUUCCUCCAUAUGACCCACAAGAACAUGUGGAACCAGAACCUGCUUCGGAAAUUGAAGUCGUAAAGUAUCAAGAUAAAGGACAUGAGGAUGAAGAACUAGAAAUUGAGGAAUUUUCAAAUAAAGUCCCUAUAUGUGAUAAGCAAGGGUAUGAAGGGCAAGAGCCUGUUGUGAAAGUUGAACAUGAUGAGGAAGACCAAUUAGAAGUUCUAGAGUCUAAAAGUCCUGUCUUCAUACACAUUGAUCAAGAUCAACAGGAACCAGAGAAGGUUGUGGAUGCUGAAAAUGCUGGGAAUGAUGACACAAAAUAUGAUAAAGUGAAAGAACAAUUUGAAAUUGAAGCAUCUACUAGUCCUAAAUAUGAUCAUAGAGAGCAUGGUGUGCAUAUUGAUCAAGGUAUGGGAGAUGAUGGUAUAGCUCAAGGAGAAAUGCUGGAUAAAAUUGUUGAUGUUUUUACAAUAUCCAAAGCAUCAGAGGGAGAACAAUCUACUGUUAAAGAUGUUGAGUCAUCACCAAUGGACUCAUCCAGUGGGUUAGAAGAGCACCGAGACACAAAAGAGGUGAGCGAUGGAGAUAUUUCUGAUGAAUCUUUAAGUGAUAAUCAACAACAAUAUCUUGAAAGUAGUAUUCAAGAAAGUAUGGAACUCAUGGCUCAACAGUCUGUCCAUGUAAGCGAUGACCUUAAAAUAGUGUCAGAUAGUGCAGAUGGUGAGUCUGAAGAUAGUGCGUAUGGAGUUGACCCUGAGAUUGAUGUAGUUUAUAGUAGUGAUGAUGAUGAUAAUAUGGUAGUUGAUAUGACUCAUCCCAGGAGAGAACACAGAAAGUCUCAUGAAAUAUUAACAGAUCAGAGUAGGCCUCAGUUUGAGGGAGAACUUGUAGAAUCAUAUACUAUUUCAACUGAAGUAAGAACUGAACGUACCUCCACAUCGGAAGUUAUUGAAACUUCUCCAGAUGGUACAGAACAAAGAAUAUUUGGAUUAGUACACCACAAACCCCCUACUAUCAAACUGUCCUCAGAUGAAAGCUUUGAAGAAACAGAGAUAAAGAUCGACAAUGAGCCAAUUGUACCAAUGGUCCACAUGGAUCAGCCAAAUAUUGUCAUAACAAGUGCAUCAAAAGAAGAAUUAACAGAAGAUAUUGAGGAGGAAUAUAUUAUUAUAGAAUCAAGUGAGGUUGAAUCAGAACCAGUUGUAUUUGAUGAGCCUAAAGAUGAUGAAGAAUUGACUCCUGAAAAAGUUGAAGACAAACCUGUGAGCGAUCAAUUGGAUGCUAGGACUGAAAUUACUGUUGAAGUUAAAGAAGAUAAGAGCUUCAGCGAUACCAAGGAAACAUAUCUUAUUGAGACUCAUGAAAUUAUUGAAGAUAUGAAAGACACCAAAUUAGAACACAAAGCUGAAAUUCUACAAUCCUAUGAUGAUCAGAAAACUGAGGAUGAUGAGAGAUAUGUACCUCAUAUUGAGGAUACGGUUGUUGUUGAAAGUGAUGUUGUGAAGGAUGACAAGUGUAAAAUUGUGGAUAAACAGUAUGAAGAGAAAGUAGAUGCUAGUGAGAUGUUAGAACAUGAGCCUAAGGGUAUAUCAGAAAGAAUACCAUCUGAGUCAUAUGUCAAUGAUAAAGAUGAGUUUCACAGGGAAAGUGAAAGUAAAUCUGAUUAUGUACAUGAAGGAGUAGAUUUUUUCAAGGAAAGCCAAACUGCAGUACAAAUUGGGGAAGAAGAUAUGUCGUUUAGACAUGAAGAAGUAACUGAAAAAGCAAUAGAUCAACAUGAAGAGCCAAGUGAUGAAACUGUGACUGCUGAAAUUGAUACAUCUAUAAAUGAUGUGAUUGAGGAGUCUGAUGUACCAUAUACUGAUACUUUAAGUUCCGUUCCACCUGAUAUAAUUGAAAUCAUGGAGGAUGAUGACACACCAACUGAACCCUUUGAAGGUAUUGUGUUAGAUCCAACUGGCACAGUGAAAGAACCCUUUGAGGAAAUUCAAGAAACAUAUCAGCAUGAAGUUGUUGAGAGUAUUCUUGAGAGCAGGUCACAUGACAUACCAAUCGGACAUGAUGUUGCAGAUGCACAUUUAAAUGUAUUCAGAAUAGGUGGAACAGGCUAUGUUGUGUCUGAUUCAGAAGAAUCAACUUCACCUCGACCAGUUAAAUCUGACACUACAUCAUUUGACUUUGGAGACAAAGCCAUAAAAUCGGAUAGUUCUUUAACCUAUUCACCAAAGUAUUCUCCAAAGAGACCUCUCUCAGAUUCCUUUGAUUUUCCACCACAAAAAACAUUAUCACAAGACUCAUCAAUAGAUGGGUCAUACGCAACUGCUCAUAGCACAAUGUCAUUAGAUUCAAGGUCCUCUGUAUCAGCCGAGACACUCACUAGUUCCUAUGCCUCAGCAGACUCUUCCAUUGAAUCGAGAGGUGUAUCAUCAGAAACACUCACUGGAUCAGUGUCUGGAUCUGGAUAUAUUACUGCAGAUGCUUUCACAAGCAGUGACUCUUUUGAUACAGGUAAAUCAUCUUCUGCAGAUGAUCAUGACUAUUCAUCUGAUGAAUCACCACAAAUAACUCAAAUAGAUAAAACACCAACAGAUGACAUCAUUCCAGAGGAUAUUUUUGAUCAAGAGAUUGAAGCUUUUGAAAGGGAAAGUGAAAAUCAAGAAGAAUCACCAGAAGAAAUAUUUCACCUUGAAAUUGAUAAACAUCUUGAGGAAGAGCAAAAACCAGUGUGCUUAAGAACAGUAUCAAUAGACAGCGAAGAGUUGUCUACAAGCUAUAGUAGUGGAGGGAAUGAAAUGAAAGAAGAGAUGCAGACUGAAAUUCCCACUACAACUGUUCCUCUUAAUAUCCAGCUACAACAGGAAUAUGAUGAGGAGGAAUCAAAACUAGAUGCUGAGAUAAGAGAGGCAGAAGAAUCAAAUGUUGAAAUUGAAGUGACUGAUACUACAAUUGGAAGCCCUGAACUUAUUGUCAAACCAGUGGAAUAUGAAGUACAAGUUGAGAAACUAGAAACAGAAAAAGAACAACAUCUAUUUUCUCCUAAGAAAGAUGUCACUUUUGAGUUUAGCCAAGAUUAUUCUGACUUUAUACAAUCAUCAAAACUAGAAGAGGGUGCUAUCAUAAAGGACGACUCCAUUGAUUUACCAAAGACAACAAAUUCGUGCUCAAUAUCUAGUGAAGAUCUUAUUGCUUCAUCUACAUCAUCUGAAAAUAUGACAGAACCAACACUGUUGGCUGCAACAUACAAUCUCGAUUCUGCUACUGUGUCUCAUGUUGUAGCAACUUAUGAUAUUUCUCCUGAUAGUGUUGAAAGGCAGCCUGUUGCAGAACCCCAACCCAAAAUGAUUCUUUCAAGUCCUGAAGAUGAAGUGUUUGAGUUUGAAGUCAGGGAUAGAAAAUUUGAUGAGGAAACACCGGAGAGAUUAAGAUUGCAAGCAACAAAAUCCUCUGACAUUUCAUUAUCAGAGUCUGAUACAACAGAAACACAUCCUAGGAGUUCUAUUCCUUCAAUUCCAUCAGUUCCUGAGUUUGAAUUACCUUCAGACAAACAGGAAAAUAUAACACUUGAAACAUCUGUAAAACUCGAAUUUCUUGAAUCAGAAUCAGAGCUUGGGGAAACAGUAGAUGAAAUGUCCAAACCACCUAUAGAAUUCACUGUAGAUCAAGAGGAUGGGACUGAAGAAAUGGAGGAAAUCAAACCUGUGAAAGAAUAUACUGCUGCUGAAGCCAGUAUAGAAUUUGAUAGCAGCAUGGAACCAUCUAGAUCAAGUCCAUUUGAGAUAGUUGCAUCUGAGCAAAGUGAUCAAACAGAGGUGUCUCUACAGCUUGGUCAAGAAGUAACUAAAGUUGAGGAUCUGGAACAGGUUGGAACCCAUUCAAGGGAUAGUCCCUUUGAGGUGGUCACAGCAGAUAUAGAUGAUAGCCAAAUUAAUAAGGAUGUAGCAAUAGAUGAUAAAGAUGAUUUGGUAAAAAAGCCAAAAGAUGAAGCAACCAGAACAAGUCCAUUUGAAGUUGUAUCACCAUCAGAAUUUGAAGACUAUGCUGAAUAUAUGAUUGCAAUGGAACAUGCUCAAAAGAUAUCUGACGAGUUAUUACAGAGUGUUGCUGGUAUAUCUGCUAGCCAAAUUGGAGCUGAACAGAAAGAUGCUACACAUCCUCCAGAAAGAAUAUCUAUUUCUUCUUUUGAGCACUCAUCUCCUAUCAGCAGUGAACCAUCACCAUUUGAAAAGCAUCCAACUGAACAAAUCCCUGAUUUUUAUUUGAAAGAAGAUGAAUUCAAACCAACCAGUCAUGCUGAGGAUUUGCAAAUUGAACAAAUACCAGAUUUCUCUUUGAAAGAAGAUGAACCAAAACCAUAUAUCUUUCCUGAACGAGAUAGCUUUGAAACAAAGGCUGAUGUUAUGCUAAUUGAUCCAUUUAGCACAUCUAAUGGACCAACUGAAGUUGAAUACAGUCCUGCAAUUGAUGAUGGUAUAAUGAGUUCAACUCCAGAGAGCACUGGUAGACCAUUAUCACCAACUGACUACAUACUUCAGGCAGAGAGCAGCAGAGCUUCAUCAAUUGGAGACCUUUUGGAUGAUAGUAGAAGUGAAAUUAGAAUUGAAGAAGAAACACCUAUUCAAAUUGAGGUUGAACAAAGUGAAGGACCAUUUCAAGCUGAUGUGAUAGAACAACCCACACAUGCUGAACCAGAGAGGACAGAGCAACGGUCGACAGUAACUACAGAUGAGCCAACAUUAUUAACAGAAAGCUUGAUGGAAGAGCUACACAAAUCUGAUCAAGAGGGUAUGCUAACAUCCGAUCAAACAUUAUAUGAUAUGGAAAUGCCAUCUGAAGAAACGUCACCCCAUCCUUCUCAACUUAUGGACAUGAAUACAUCUCAAAUAACAGAUACAUCUGAUCAGUUUCAAGAGAGCAGUCAAAGUCCAGAGUCAGAUGAAAAAGAUGAAUAUGAUCAGGUAAUUGACUCUCCCAACAAACAUGUACUUGAUAAGCAGCCUAUUAAAGUGGAAGAAGAUGAUAUACAUGAGACAGACGCUGGAAUUAUUAGGCUUAAACGUAGCCCUGAGCCUUCUCCAAUAGUUGAAAAAGAAGUUAUUUUUCCUCCCACUGGACCUGUAGUUGCAGUAACAGAAGUCACAAGUGAGCAGGCUGAAGAUUUAUUACUCACAACAACUGAACCAGACAGGGAUUUAGUUUAUGAGAGCACUGAACAAGAAAUGCCAUAUACUGUUGUAACAGACGUUCCACCUGAGUAUUGUGCUGACAUAUUGG